GUAUUUCCAGAAACUGCUCUAUGGAAAUAUGAAGGAGCGUUCGAUGGAGAGAAUCCCUCUUUCCAACUGUGAAUGCAGACAGUCUGAAAGUGCUGAUCGGUUACAUGCAUGGGGUCCCUUUUUCCUGGAACGAUGAAAGUUCCCCGGAAAGUUUGGUCGACGUUUACCUCUUGGCGGAGCAGUAUCAGGUGUGUAGUUUGUGCGAAAGGGUCGUACUCUUUGUGUCCACCCUGCCCUGUGAGCCAAAACUGAAAUUUCUGCUCAACGCGGCAGUGGAAAGGCGAGCAGAAGGAUUGUCCCAUGCUGCAGCAAUGGUAAUGGUCAACUCCAUCUGCUCUGAUAAUGAAGACUUCAAGUUUGAGGGGUUGAGAAAGGAGACAAUUGUGUAUGUCCUGACGAGCGUGGAGCUUCCACCACAUAUCACAGAGACUGAAAUUGCAGAUGCACUGCUUUGUCCACUACCCAAUGACCUCGACCUCAGUUGCGUCCAACACAAGAACGCUAAGACUUCCCCCCCGCCUGCGGCAGUAGUUAUCGAUUCCAGUGCUGAGGAGGGAAAUCAGGAGGGAGGAGGUUGCUUAUCGAGGGAGGAUGUGCAGGAGAUCUUCGAAAAUCAUAUCGACCUUCCUUUUAUCAAAACCUGGCUUGUGGAGCAGAAGAUCGAGCCCUUGCAAAUCUUGAGGCCAGAGGUACUGGCUGCAUUGCGCAGAGUGCAGGCCGUCUGCCUUUCAAGAGGUAUGACACCCGGAUCAUUGUUUGUGAUGCCAUGGCGUUCCAUGGUUCCCAAAGUUUCCGUUGCACCAGCUAAAACAGCAGAAAAUGAGAUUUCUGCUGCUUACGGAAUCGUCGAUUUCCCGGGACUAUGGUCCUUUUAUCCAGAAUCCAGUUUCGAGGGUGGAGUACUGACGCCUCAAGGAGACUCAGUGCGGUGUCCUCUUGAUUCAUAUUUGACUGGGUUAGCAGUAUUGAAGCUACCUCUCUGCACUGGCAGGCAUAGAUGGAGAGUCCGCCAGCUGCAGCCAUGCAAAAUAUUUGCUGCUGGAGUCGUUUCUCUUCCGACCAAAGAGUUUUCAGCUACUCCAGAGCGCUCAGCUACUCCAGAGCCCAAUGCAUAUUGGUCACUGCACAGUGAUGGCUCCACUGUCGACAUGUCUACACGGAUUGGGUCAUAUAAGACGUACGGCGGCGACUCACUCCUUGACGGGUUUGACAAGGAAGGAGGGGCUGUUGUCGUGAAUCUCGACAUGCAUUCUCGGUCGUUGUCUUUCGCCAAUGAUCUUCAAUUUGAUUGCAGCAAUCGUGACAGAAAAAGAAGUGAUCUUCACCUUAAUGGCCUCCCUCGUGAUGACGCAUUGUAUCCGGCGAUGUGGAUGCCAGGGCCAGGUUUUGCCAGGAUAGAAUGGAUUUGGAGUGGUCCAUGAAGAGAGCUUAUAAUUGGAUAUCAAGCAUGCUGCACAACGGAACUUUGAACCCGUGACUCCCAUGCGAG
This is a messenger RNA of Chara braunii, 1489 nucleotides long. The record is from the annotation of a GenBank genome assembly. Lineage: Eukaryota; Viridiplantae; Streptophyta; Charophyceae; Charales; Characeae.